Coccinella septempunctata (seven-spotted ladybird) is the source of this 1537-nucleotide messenger RNA. It is a transcript of the gene Snx6, whose product is annotated as sorting nexin-6. The transcript is spliced from 8 exons. The coding region runs from base 148 to 1335 and encodes 395 amino acids. The record is from RefSeq and is a predicted model, not a curated record. Gene Ontology annotation, biological process: phagosome-lysosome fusion involved in apoptotic cell clearance. Lineage: Eukaryota; Metazoa; Arthropoda; Insecta; Coleoptera; Coccinellidae. Gene Ontology annotation, molecular function: phosphatidylinositol binding.
UCUAUGGACACGUAGAUGAUUUGUAAAUUCUAUGCUAUUGUUCAUAAUUUAUUAAAGAAAACCCCAAUUUUUCUAUUUGUUUAUACCGUUUUGAUUUAAGAAAAUUGAGCAAUUGUUAAUUGGACAAUUGAAUCCUAGAUAUCUAAGAUGGCGGACAAACAGUUAUCCGAAGAAGGAAACAAUGUUCCCCUCACAGAUAAUAGCCUGCUUGUCGAUAUAUCCGAUGCUCUUAGCGAAAAAGACAAAGUAAAAUUCACUGUUCACACAAGAACAACAAUGAAAGCUUUUCAAAAGACCGAGUUCCUAGUAGUGCGUCAACAUGAAGAGUUCAUUUGGCUUCACGAUAGAUAUGAGGAACAACAGAUAUAUGCAGGAUACAUAAUACCACCCCCACCACCUCGUCCAAAUUUCGAUGCUUCAAGAGAAAAACUACAGCGUCUUGGUGAAGGAGAAGGUACAAUGACAAAGGAGGAGUUCACCAAAAUGAAACAAGAGCUUGAGGCGGAAUACCUAGCAACAUUUAAGAAGACUGUAGCUAUGCAUGAAGUGUUUCUUACUCGUUUGGCUAGCCAUUCUGUGUUUAGAGAAGACCGGCAUCUACAUGUUUUUCUUGAAUAUGAUCAAGAUCUAUGUGCAAGACCUAAAGGAAAACUUCAGCAGCUUGGUGGUUUCGUCAAAUCAAUUGGCACUACAACGGAUCAGUAUUACCUUAAUGCGACAGUGAGGGAUGUUAAUGACUUCUUUGAACAGCAGAUGAUUUCUUUGACAGAAUAUUAUAAUCAACUCAAGGAAGCUACAAGUCGUACAGAUAAAAUGACUGAAAAACAUAAGGAAUUAGCUGAUAGUUUCAUUAAAAUAUCUGGUGCAUUAGUGCAAUUGGCCAAUAUUGAUCCUGGUCCAUUAGAUAAACAACUUGCAAAGUUAGCAGAUACUUUUGAAAAAGUCAGGAAAUUGGAGAGCAGGGUUGCCUGUGAUCAAGAUUUGAAGCUUGCUGACACUCUUAGGUACUAUAUGAGAGAUAGUCAAGCUGCAAGAGCUUUACUUGUUAGGAGAUUAAAGUGUUUAGCCAACUAUGAAAAUGCAAAUAGAACUUUAGAAAAAGCAAGACAUAAAAACAAGGAUAUACACGCUGCUGAAACAGCACAGUCUGCCGCUUGUGAACAAUUUGAAGCUAUUUCCGCCCAAGCCAAAGAAGAAUUGCUUGAUUUUAAGACCAGAAGGCUUCACGCAUUCAGAAAGAGUCUUAUCGAGUUGGCUGAGUUAGAAAUUAAGCAUGCUAGGACCCAGCAGGAUCAGCUAAAGAAGUCAUUGGCUUAUUUGAAAGAACUAUCAUAAGCCUAAUAAGUAUCAUUUCACUAUUUGUAUUGAAUUAUUAUUUUAUACCAUUAUAUAUACAUUCCGAUCAUAUUGAAAAUUUAAUUGCCUAUUAUUUUCUCGGUUCAAUUAUACAAAAUUGAUAUAUAUUAUGUAAAUAUUAUAUGAGCCCUAUAUUAUAUUGUAUGUUGUUUACAUUUGAUUAAAAGAUAUUUUCAAGUUA